Molecule: messenger RNA, 1053 nt
Organism: Penicillium egyptiacum
Lineage: Eukaryota; Fungi; Ascomycota; Eurotiomycetes; Eurotiales; Aspergillaceae
Source: the annotation of a GenBank genome assembly
AUGCAAGCUGUUGUGUUUAAAGGCCCACUUCAGGUUGGUUUGGAGCAGCGACCAGUGCCCGAGAUUAUCAACCCUACUGAUGCCAUUGUCAAAAUCCGCUACACUGCUCUGUGCGGCAGCGAACUCCAUGUCUUUCGCGGGCACCAACCGUCUGGAACCGGAUUUGUGAUGGGCCACGAAUUUACGGGCGAAGUUGCAGCUGUGGGCUCUCAAGUCCAGAGAUUCCGUGUCGGCGAUCGCAUCGUUUCCCCUUUCACUACCAGUUGCGGAGAAUGUUUCUACUGCAAGCACGGCUGCUCAUCACGGUGUUCUUCAUGCCAACUGUACGGUACCGCGGCGCUGGAUGGUGGCCAGGCCGACUAUGUCCGUGUGCCCCUGGCAGAUACCACUCUCGUCACCGCUCCAGCGGGGGUUGAUGAAAAGAAGCUUGUGUUGAUGGCGGAUAUCCUCCCGACAGGCUUCUUUGCCGCCAAGAACGCUUUCAAGGACACUGACAAUGCAGUAGUACAAACCAGCACAGUGCUACUGUUUGGAUGUGGACCGGUCGGUAUCUGUGCUUUGAUCAGUGCCCUUGAGUACAAGCCGAAGCAUCUUAUUGCUAUCGACAGCGUACCAUCCCGGUUGGAGCUCGCUCAAAGUUUGGGGGCGGAACCCUGGAAUUUCCAUGCGGAUGGAGAGGCUCUGCGCAAUCGGGUAAUGGACCUGACAGAGGGAAGAGGUGCCGACGUUGCGAUCGAGGUGGUCGGAAACAGUAAUGCGCUGCGGAUGGCAUUUGAUUUGCUGCGGCCGUGGGGACGCAUCUCCAGUGUAGGGGUGCAUAAUGGCGAGAUUCCUUGGACGGGCAACGAGGCAUACAGCAAGAAUCUCCAGAUCCGGAUGGGACGGUGUCCAGUUCGCAGUAUUUUCGAGGAUGCCCUGGCGUUGCUGGUCAAGAAGCAGGAUGUCUUGGACUUCAUGGUGACGGAUAUCAGGCCAUUGUCGCAGGCGCUCCAGUCGUACGACGAUUUCAACCACGUCAAGAGCCAGAAGAUCAUAUUCGAAGGAGGAAAAUAA